Messenger RNA from Oncorhynchus gorbuscha (pink salmon), 1785 nucleotides. RefSeq names its product endothelin-1-like. Gene Ontology annotation, molecular function: endothelin A receptor binding; hormone activity; endothelin B receptor binding. Gene Ontology annotation, cellular component: extracellular region. Gene Ontology annotation, biological process: intracellular calcium ion homeostasis; regulation of vasoconstriction; vein smooth muscle contraction. The record is from RefSeq and is a predicted model, not a curated record. Lineage: Eukaryota; Metazoa; Chordata; Actinopteri; Salmoniformes; Salmonidae. The coding region runs from base 156 to 842 and encodes 228 amino acids. The transcript is spliced from 5 exons.
UGCAAGUGGUAUGCUUUUGAGCUCCUUCGUAAAGAGGUAACUUGUAUCCAAACUUACGCAGUUGCCACUGUGUCGCUUUUUGGAACUUUUUCCUUGACCAAGGAAUAUUCCAUUUUGUGAAAAGGUUAUUCUUUCUGGACUGAAGAAAUAUCAAGAUGGAUUUAAGAAUAUUUUUCUCCGUAUUGUCAAUUGUGUACUCUGGAAUUUUACAAACAGUUACAUCUGCCCCUAUGGGAAAAGAAACAGCGGUAGCCACCCCAGCCUCCCCGGUGCCAGUGCGCCACAUCAGGAACAAGCGAUGCUCCUGCGCAACGUUCCUAGACAAGGAGUGCGUUUACUUCUGUCAUCUGGACAUCAUAUGGGUCAACACGCCUGAGCGCGUGGUUUCCUACGGACUGGGCAACGCAUCUAGAAAGAAGCGCGCAAUCAAGGAUCCCGAGGUCUCCCAACAGGACCCUCGGUGUAAGUGCGUCAGCGAAGAUGACGGCACGUGUAUAAGAUUCUGUCAGCUGGAAAAUCACCUCAGAUACCGGACAGCAGCAGUGAUCCGUCCGGCGUCAGACACAGUGAUCCGUCGCGUGCCAGACACCGUGAUCCGUCCCGUGCCAGACACCGUGAUCCGUCCCGUGCCAGCGUCCGUGAUCAGUCCCACCCUUGCUGAGUAUGCUUGGAGGCGGCAGUGCAAACUCAAGCUGGCAGCCAAAACGUCUAGGAUUCAAAGGGUGAAACACAGAGACCACAAAGCAGUUGGCCCCUCAGCUCUAAGGGCCACAGUCAAAGCUUGCCUGCUGCUGGAGAAGUGGAUGGUGAAACAACGACACAAGCCAAGAGAAGGGAGAUGAGAAGAGAGAUGAGGAGAGAGAUGAGGAUACACAGGCGCACCUUGUGGGAGAUGUCCACAUACUCUGUCACACUCACAGAGGGUAGAGAUCCGUCCAUCUCUUUCUAUCCACCUGCCAUUGGGGACUCGUAUGCUGUGGUCCCUGGAGAUGCAUUGGAUUCUCCACAGGAAGCCUGCCACUGGACCCCCAUGUUGGCUCAAUGGUGUGCGUCAUGAAAGGGGAUGAAUGACUGUGCUGGUGGGUGCCGCGUCCAGUCUCUCCACUGAACGUGUCCCUCUUCAUCAGUGAGAUGCAGACGGUCGGAGAUACAAGCAGGAGAACUCAGAGGAACAGGUGUCAACGUUACUGACACCACAUCCUGAAGACAAGGAUGGACACUUGAUGGUCCUCCCAUGUACUGUCUGUGGACACACCCUUUGGACUUCAACUGCACCCUUCAAACAGAGCUUCAGAUCAUAUCUGAUGACUUGAAUGACUGAAACUUGAAUCUCUACAUUCCUUUGACUGUCACUGGGUUUGAGACACCGGGCUACUUCACACAACGGCGUCAGAAGUUGCUGCUAGCCUGUCCAAAGCUCUUGUGUCUGCUCUUUUCAAGAACAUGUUGGAUUCAAAGACGAUCACAAUCUCAUAGACUUGUUGAAUUGACUCUAUGGCCCGGCAUAAGUAACUCAACAGAUUGAUUCCAGGUAUUGUCAUAGUUUGACUGAGGUUUCUCACCUUUGACAGACCUAACCUUUCCAAAUGAUUAAUUAGAACUUGGGAGUUUUCUGCUAAUAUUGAUUUCUGUCUCUGUGUCUCUGAGAUUUCUCUAUACACAUUGUAUAAUAUUGAAUCACUAUAUAUUUAAUACACAUUGUAUAAUAAUGAAUCACUAUAAAUGUAAUACACAUUGUAUAAUAAUUAAUUAUUAUAUAUUUAUACACAUUGUAUAAUAAUGAAU